Phacochoerus africanus (Common warthog) is the source of this 633-nucleotide messenger RNA. Its product is annotated as keratin-associated protein 4-11-like. Bases 1 to 633 code for a protein of 210 amino acids. The transcript is spliced from 2 exons. The record is from RefSeq and is a predicted model, not a curated record. Gene Ontology annotation, cellular component: keratin filament. Lineage: Eukaryota; Metazoa; Chordata; Mammalia; Artiodactyla; Suidae.
AUGGUCAGCUCGUGUUGUGGCUCCGUCUGCUCUGACCAGGGCUGUGGCCAAGACCUCUGCCAGGAGACCUGCUGCCGCCCCAGCUGCUGUGUGUCCACCUGCUGCCGCCCCAGCUGCUGCAUCUCCAGCUGCUGCAGGCCCCAAUGCUGCCAGUCUGUGUGCUGCCAGCCCACCUGCUCUCAGCCCCGCUGCUGCAUCUCUAGCUGCUGCAGGCCCCAAUGCUGCCAGUCUGUGUGCUGCCAGCCCACCUGCUCUCAGCCCCGCUGCUGCAUCUCUAGCUGCUGCAGGCCCCAAUGCUGCCAGUCUGUGUGCUGCCAGCCCACCUGCUCUCAGCCCCGCUGCUGCAUCUCCAGCUGCUGCAGGCCCCAAUGCUGCCAGUCUGUCUGCUGCAGGCCCCCGUGCUGCCAGUCCUCGUGCUGCCAGCCCUCCUGCUGCCGCCCCAGCUGCUGCAUCUCCAGCGGCUGCAGGCCCCCGUGCUGCCAGCCCUCCUGCUGUGGCUCCAGCUGCUGCCACCCCUGCUGCUGCCUGCGGCCCGUCUGUGGCCGGGUCUCCUGCCACACCACUUGCUACCGCCCCACCUGUGUCAUCUCCACCUGCCCCCGCCCCACGUGCUGUGCCUCCUCCUGCUGCUGA